Phyllostomus discolor (pale spear-nosed bat) is the source of this 1803-nucleotide messenger RNA. RefSeq names its product ATP-binding cassette sub-family A member 13-like. Gene Ontology annotation, molecular function: ATP binding; ABC-type transporter activity; lipid carrier activity. Gene Ontology annotation, biological process: lipid transport; transmembrane transport. NCBI's taxonomy places the organism in Eukaryota, Metazoa, Chordata, Mammalia, Chiroptera, Phyllostomidae. The record is from RefSeq and is a predicted model, not a curated record. Bases 1 to 1098 code for a protein of 365 amino acids. Gene Ontology annotation, cellular component: intracellular membrane-bounded organelle; membrane. The transcript has 9 exons.
AUGGCGGAGGAUGCCGGCCCUCACGCGGGAGCAGAGUUCGGUCUGCCGCCAUCCAGGGAGCAGCCGCCGUCCAGGGAGCAGCUGCUGGCUGCCAGCCGGCGCCUCGGGCAUGCGAGCUCUCGGGGAGACGAGGGAUCUGACCGCUGGGAGCACCAGCAGCCUUCCAGGAGCCUGUCGGUGUGGGCUGCUUCAGCGAGCACUCGGGGUGCUGCUUCCCGAGCUCGCCUGCGCGCCAUCGACAACCCGGGGUGCUUCUCGCCGGCCCGGCCCCCUGGGGAGGACGUGGCCCUGUGUGCGGCCCAGGCGGCGGGCCUCCGCGUCGGCUACUGUCCGCAGCAGGACGCCCUGGACGAGCACCUGACCGGCUGGGAGCACCUGCACUACUACUGCCGCCUGCGCGGGAUCCCGGCGUCCCACGUCCCGGAGGUCGCCGGGGACCUGGUGCGGUGCUUAGGCCUGGACGCGCACGUGGACCGGCCGGUGGCCGCCUACAGCGGGGGCACCAAGCGGAAGCUGUCCACGGCCCUGGCCCUGCUGGGGCCGCCUGACCUCCUGCUGCUGGACGAGCCCAGCUCGGGGAUGGACCCCUGCUCGAAGCGGCUGCUGUGGGAAGCGGUGAGGACGGAGGUUCUGGGAGGCUGUGCCGUGGUGCUGACCUCGCACAGCAUGGAGGAGUGCGAGGCUCUGUGCACGAGGCUCGCCAUCAUGGUUGACGGCCGCUUCCGGUGCCUCGGGUCCCCCCAGCACCUCAGACACAGGUUCGGGGACGGGUACACCGUCAGGGUGUGGGUCUGCGAGGAAGGCGGCCCGCACGCCGCCGUCUCGGCCUGCCUGCAGCAGCACUUCCCCGGAGCCCAGUUCAAGGGCCGGCGCCUGAACGUGCUGGAGUACCACGUGCCGCGGGCGCGGGCCGGCCUGGCCGCCCUGUUCCGGGUGCUGGAGAGCGGCAGGGCCGCGCUGCGCAUCGAGCGCUACGCCAUCAGCCAGGCCACGCUGGAGCAGGUGUUUAUCAACUUUGCCGAGGAGCAGCGGCCGACCCCACCGGCGGCUCCCGACCUCUGCGCCACCAGCGUCCAGCCCCACCCCCUGCCCGUGUGAGCCCCGGCACGGGCGACGGAGGGACGGCCCGUCUUCGUCCGGGGCCCUCGUGGGGAAGCCAGCGCAGAGCCGAGGGCAGGCGCCCCCCGCGCUCGGAUCUCCCUCUCCGCUUCCUCUCCCGCCCUGACGCCCCGCGAGCUCGCAGCCAGCGGUCGGGCGGUCUUUCUCUCCUGUGGACGCCAGGGGUCCUCCUCCGCGGCGGUCCUGCGGCCCUCGGCCAAGGAGCCCCGGGGCGGGGGCCGGCCUCCCUGCGACUGGGCCUGGGCGGGGUCCGAGUCCAGACCCCGACGGCUCGGAGCUGGGCAUCGAGGGUCUCCAGUGUCUGCGCUUCCUUUCGAGGAACCCGAGGCCCCCAGGGUCGCACCCUUCCCCAGCGCUACUGGGGAGAUAGCACCCCGGAUUUCCCGUCACCCCUGUCGUCUCUGUGCUACACGUGCUCGCUAGUGUCACAACACAAACUGAGUGAGUUAGAUGCGAACCGCUCCUCACACUGGAUGGCAUUUUGUGAUAGGACAUGAAAAAAGUUGCCAUUUUUUUCUUCUAAAAGAUGCUUUUUAAAAGAAGUAGGAACUAGAGACCUUUUUAGUCAACACUGUAGCAAAAUUAAAUAAAUUGUACUUGGCACUCUAGCAUUUAUACAACUUUUACCAGAAUUUCACAGAGUAGAGUUUUAGGGGAGCAUAAAAGAAAUACGAUGCGAAUGUA